Molecule: messenger RNA, 2721 nt
Organism: Melanotaenia boesemani (Boeseman's rainbowfish)
Lineage: Eukaryota; Metazoa; Chordata; Actinopteri; Atheriniformes; Melanotaeniidae
Product: immunoglobulin superfamily member 6
Exons: 7
Coding region: 347-1021 (224 amino acids)
Source: RefSeq, a predicted model, not a curated record
AACGUAAUUCAAAACGAUCAUCUUGUAGAAACUCCAGGAAAUAUAUGAGAAAUUAGGACUGUCUUUUCUGGCUGCAACUAACAGUAAACACAUGGAAACCUUCAGGAAGAACUUAAAAAGUCAAGCCAGAUUAAAUUAAAGUAACUUUUAGCGGGUUAGCUACUUCCGUAGCUUCUUCUAGAACGCCACGUCAGAAGCCAGACCAAAAAUAUCGAGCCCCACACCUGGAGUUAACGGAGUAGGAUGCAUCGAUGUGAUGUGUCGGCAGCAAAAGCACCCGGUGAAACUGUGAGCUCUCUUCUUCCAGGGAAUCACGAGCUCUCUCACAAGCUGUCAAACUACCAACAUGAAGCAGCUGUUUUGGAUUUCUCUUCUACUCACCCACCUAGCUGGGACAGAGAGCAAAGACAUAGAAGAUAACUGCUUAUCCGAGCCAAACCAGGUGAUCGAGCACGAAAUAGGAGAAAAUGCUGUUCUCCCUUGUUCCGUCACUUCACAUUGUUCAGGUCAAGAGCUGGAGUUUGCGUGGUUUGUUUUCAAACACGACAGCCAUCAUCGUCUCAGCGUGAUUGGCAGCUACAGUAUGCAUGCAGGAUCUUUACACAUCCGUUCAGUUAAUAUCAAUGACAGCGGGAUCUACCACUGUGCAGUAGAAUCACAAAGUUCAACAUCAUGCUGCCAGCAGUAUGUUGGAAAAGGCACGACUCUGGUGGUGAAAAAACAAAUGAAGGUGAGAAACAUUCUUCUGUGGGCAUCAUUUUCCCUCUUGCUCACUUAUAGCCUGGCAGUUGUGGCACUUAUCAUCCUGAAGAAGUCUGGAAAUAACAAGAAAUUCAGCACAAAAAUGUCCAAAUUGGGCAAUAAUAACUCAAGAAAACAGCUGCAGUUUCGUGAUGUUCUGCAAGAGCUGCACAGCCGGGAAAAUUUGAAGAGAAGCAAAGAAACAAGAGGAAAUCGUUCUCAAGUUGAGGCAGCAAGUGACAAGUGCAACAUCUCCGAAGACAUCUACCAAAAUGUCUAAAAGUUCUACAUGAAUGUUGAAGAGCGGAUUUUCCUUAUCCUGGCGGACGUGAAACACCAGAGUGAGGAGGCUGUUCUGCAACAGAAGAUAGGAGUAUAUUUCCCCAGGAUGGACAGAAGUUGCAUGUUUUGCUAAACUUUUCGCACAAAAAUGAGACACAACCACAGCACUGGUGCAGUUAGCGUACCUUUCCCCUCCAAACCUUCAGUCUGACCAGUAUUACAGAUAACCUGUGUCUGCUGUCUUAAUCACACCUUACGUUCUUUUCAACUUUUUCUCCUACUUUUAUUCCUAAGAUGAUCAUUUCAGGAAUUUCUGCAAUACAACAUGUGGGAUAUAUUUCUGUUGGACAUAAGUUGAGUAGCUUUAUGACUAAAUAAAAAGUGUUCUGAAACGUGACAACGCACUGAGAGGAACUGAUGAUGCCAGCUGGCUUUAUUGCAGCUCCGGUCAAAUGUGUGGACACACUUGCACAUGAACUCUGAGAGGCAAGUGUGUCCACACAUUGGACUUUACAACUCUGUAACACCCAAUAAAAUGAAUGAAACAAAUGACAGGAUAUUUGGAAAUAUAUUUUAAUCAAAAAACAUACUAAAGAAUUCACAUUUAGACCACAGCAAGCUGAUCAUUUUUAAGAGCUAUAAAUACAAAUUAGGCACAUCACACAAGGCAGUUUAUCUUCACAGCUUAUAUGAAAUCAGAAAAGAUUUAUUUUUUUUUGCUGAGACUGGCUGUUUUUUUUAAAGAAAUAACUGUCAGCAAAAAGAAAAACUUUAAGGCAACAAAACAUUGAGAUCUAAGUGAGAGACGUCCUGCAUUUGCUCCAUUUCAAUUGAGUGCAAGUGGCAAUAUUACACAUGUAGACUCAUAUAUUACAAUCUGCAAAGGGUAGUAGUGGAUGCAUAUAAAAUAAAUUAUUUAUUUUUCUUCACUAAUAAAUUGUGUUUAGUCCUAAUUCAAAGACUGUGGAUUUAAUCCCUUUAGUGCCUUUUCUUCUUUUUCCACUCUAUACAGUAAACCAUGAAAUAACAAUGUUGGUUUCAAGUUUAGUCUCAGAAUACUUUGUGCUCUAAUUUCACUCAAGUAUUGAGCAAUUCCAGAUAAAUUAAAUAACUCAAGAGCCUCAAGUUAUUUCUACAAUCUUUAAUUUUACACAUAUAUGCAGUAAACUGACAGUAUUAAGUGUCACAGUUUUGACAUUUUGCUUUUUUUUUUACUUCCAACUUAAAACUGUGCCGUCAUUAAUAAGUAAAUCUCAGUCAAACUACGUGCCAACUAUGUCAUUAAACCACCUCUUCUUUUUGGUUUGAAUACGUUUCAUCUAAUAAGUUAAGUCCAGUGUCAGAGCUUAUGUGUAAUUCCUGACUUUAGUCUAGAGCAGGGCUACUUAAUUCGGUCAUACGAGGGCCACAGUCCUGAAGGUUUUUAAUGUAUCUCUGCUCUAACACACCUGACUAAAAACACAAAGCCUUAAGCAAAUAACAUUUGACCAACUCUGGUUUAAAGGAGUGUAAAGCUGUAAGCAUCUAUUUAAAUGCUCCAUGAUAUCUGAAGCAGCUAAUUUAAUUCAAUUUAGCUCCAGUGUUUAUUUAAGUACUGCUACUUUUUUUGGUGCAAGUGUUAAAAAAAAAGACAAGCUGAUGAUUGCAAAAAAAAAAAAAAAUACCAGUUACAGGACCAUCAAUGAACUUUCUCAGGUC